CACAGUCUCGUCAUCUACUUUGGAGCAAUUAAAUGACGAUUUAUUGGCCGUUAGAUUCACUUACCCGAGUCCCGAAUUUUCGGCUAUCAACAAUAGCUUUUCUUCAGAUUUUUCAGCUGCCAACUUUAAUUUCUCCCCGGAUUUUCCAACUAUCGAUGAUAGCAUAUCCCCGGAUUUGGAGAGAUUAUUGGCGUCCCAGGGAACUCACCCUUCAUAUAGUCCUUUUCAAACUGAAGAACAAAGUAUCAACACCGAUUCUCAAGAAUCUGCGAAUUUCUGGAAACUUCAAUUUCCCGUAGAAAAUCUUUUAUCAGUUGAUGCCACCGCAUUCACAACGAACAUUUCCGAGGCCGGUGACGAAUUACCAAUCUCAAACGAAACGCUCGACGCUUUUGGUAUUUGUGAAUACCAAUACUGA
This is a messenger RNA of Acaulospora morrowiae, 418 nucleotides long. The record is from the annotation of a GenBank genome assembly. Lineage: Eukaryota; Fungi; Glomeromycota; Glomeromycetes; Diversisporales; Acaulosporaceae.